ACGUGUAUUUUUUGAUAUCUUAUCUACUUUUUUUUUUAUUUUUUGUUUUUUUUUUUCCCAAUUAAUUGAACUCGACAACAAUCGAAAACUAUGAUGACUAGUAUUUUGAAAGAAUGUUUAUUCUUUUUCAUAUGCUAAUCCAAUUUAUAUAACAUUUGUAUAAUAUAAUUCUUGAUAUAUUUAUAUAUUCACGCAAUAUAUCAUAUCAUCAAUGUAUAUUUCAUCAACUCACCCGUCGCUCGCUUCAGACAAUAUCGAUACAGUCGAUCGAAUAUACAUUCUCUCUCUGUGACAAUUCUCUUAUCGUAAUGAUCAAAAUUUAUCAAAUGAAGAUAUCAUGAUCAUUUAAAUAGAUCGUAUUGAACGUUAAUUAUAAUUUAUCGACCGCGUAUUAUACGUUUUUGUAGUUAUACGAAUGGAACAAGUACCGUUCUGAUUACAACGGAACAUCGUUUAAUGAGAAACCGGUUAUGCCAUACUUCACUGUAUAAGAAGCGACCUCUCAGUUUGGAAUUUCACGGUAACUGCACGUAGUGUUCUUCGGACUGUGGCUUCGUGAACAUCAAACACUCCUGUUUGCUCUCCUUUCUCGCUUCAUUUUAUUACUGAAAAAUGGCAUGUGCCUGCUUGCUCACGAUUGCUCUCGUUCUCUAUAUCCUCUUCGAUGUAAAUUAUUUCCUCAGGAUCGUGUUUACCAUUCUUACUGGCAGAUUGUUUCAAAAAAGAAAGAAGAUUUUUGACACGACUACCAUUUACGGUAUUUGCACUACGCAAGACGUUGAUUUGUUCUUUAAACACAUGAACAACGCGAGAUACCUUCGCGAAUUGGAUUUCGCACGUUUCCAUUAUUACGAUCGAUCUGGAAUAUAUUCAGCGAUCGUGAAAAAAGGCGGAAGCGCGGUUCAAGGAGCAUCGUUGACACGAUAUCGUCGAGCUAUUCCUAUUUUCACUUUGUAUAAGGUGACCACGAAGCUAAUUUAUUGGGACGAUAAGAAUUUCUACUUGGAGCACGAAUUUAUUAGUUUGACGGACGGUUUCGUUCGCGCGGUCAUUUUUAGCAAACAAACGGCAACAGGUUUGAAAGUUCCAGUCCCGGAAAUAAUAGCUGAAAUCGAGCCAAACGCGCAACGUCCCGAAAUGACCAAAGAUUUAGAACUAUGGUUGAAUUCCAUGGAAGAAUCUUCUCAGAGAUACAAGAAACAAAGAUGAACGAAAGUGAUCCUCGUUUUUCUACUUCUUGUUUAUUGUUAUUUUAUUAUUUAUAAUAUUGUUGCUUUGUACGUACGUCGAACAAAAAUUUGGAAUCACUAGAUUUGGAAUAAUUUUUUUCUUCUUUUUGAAAAAAGAAUCAGAUUCGGAGAAUUUUAAUAACCCAAGAAAUAAAAUUUGUUUAGAAAAAGGAACGCAUUUUACAAGCGUAAAAGCGGAAUAAAUGAAUUCAAAAAAACUUUUCGAUGUAUCGGUUAUGUAUAUUUUCUUAUUGGUGAUGAAAAAAUAUUAAAUAAGUUUCUUCUAUAAGUAAUUAACGGUAACGUAAAUAAUGCGAUUAUCAAUUGACGUCAAGUGAUAUUAUUAAAUCGCGUAUUUCUUAAAAA
Messenger RNA from Apis cerana (Asiatic honeybee), 1595 nucleotides. RefSeq names its product protein THEM6. The record is from RefSeq and is a predicted model, not a curated record. NCBI's taxonomy places the organism in Eukaryota, Metazoa, Arthropoda, Insecta, Hymenoptera, Apidae.